This is a messenger RNA of Mollisia scopiformis, 660 nucleotides long. RefSeq lists its product as uncharacterized. Lineage: Eukaryota; Fungi; Ascomycota; Leotiomycetes; Helotiales; Mollisiaceae. The transcript has a single exon. Bases 239 to 619 code for a protein of 126 amino acids. The record is from RefSeq and is a predicted model, not a curated record.
UCAUAGCGGGUGGUGUAGAUGUGACUAAGUAUCAAGGACUCCUUGACUUAUCGGCCCUCCACAACAGAUUCGAAUCCAUAUAGUUCCCCUUGAGGAAGGCGUGUAUAUCGUUUGAAACAAUCAGAUUGUUUACUCCUCUUUGACCACAGCGAUCAAAGAGAAUCGUCUGGAUGUCAACGACUUCCUUCUAGCCAAAGGCGUGGAUCCGAAUAUGAAAGGACAAGAUAUCCCUCUAGUAAUGGCAGUCAAGAAUUCGGUGAUACUGAAGAAGUCUAUAAUCGGAGGCGUCGAUCUGACAAAAUCUCAAGGAUUUAUCGAGCUUUCUGUCCUCCAUAACAAGAUAGAGUUUAUUGACAUCCUACUUGAAGCUGGUGUGCCCAUCCAUGAGAAGCAUCAGGAGGGGUUCUCGCUGGUAACGACCACAUUCAGAAAAAAUAGAGGGGAUAUCUUAACACACCGACUUUCAAAAGGAGCGGAUCCUAACGCGAUUGGAGAUGGGCUCUCUCUCGCCAACGCUGCACGGUUCACGGACCAACGCCGGCUUCGAUUUGUUCUUGAUGCAGGGGCAUUUGUGAAUAAGCAAAUCAAAAGAAGGAGCGCUCUUGUGAUAAGAACUUGAUCGAGAGCGUAACGUUGUUGCUAGAAAGGGGCGCAGACGUG